ACCAUCGACGUAGAGCUCUCACGCCGGGAAGGCUGGCAUUUCGGAGCCAAGCUGGUGAGGGGCGCCUACAUGGAGCAGGAGCGAAGUCGGGCGGCCGAGGUGGGCUACGAGGAUCCCAUCAACCCAACCUAUGAAAAGACGAGCGAGAUGUACCACAGAUGCCUGGACUACAUCUUGGAGGAGAUCCGGCACAGCCGGAAGGCCAACGUGAUGGUGGCUUCUCACAAUACAGACACAGUCAAGUUCACCCUGGGCAGGAUGGCAGAUCUUGGCAUCCACCCUUCGGAGAACAAGAUCUACUUUGGGCAGCUUCUGGGCAUGUGUGACCAAAUCACCUUCCCUCUUG
Messenger RNA from Protobothrops mucrosquamatus (brown spotted pit viper), 346 nucleotides. Its product is annotated as proline dehydrogenase 1, mitochondrial-like. Gene Ontology annotation, molecular function: FAD binding; proline dehydrogenase activity. Gene Ontology annotation, cellular component: mitochondrion. NCBI's taxonomy places the organism in Eukaryota, Metazoa, Chordata, Lepidosauria, Squamata, Viperidae. The annotation marks the transcript as partial. The record is from RefSeq and is a predicted model, not a curated record. The transcript is spliced from 3 exons.